AGUAUUGCAGAACUUUACAGCUGUAACCCAACUAAAAGAUAAAAUUUUUCCUGAGGAAAUUCUUGGCCAGUUUUCUGCCAUAUCUAAGUUAUCGUGUGCCAUUGAAUGCAAAGAACAAUGUAGCUGUUUUGCAUAUAAUCGGGAAGAGGGAAUAUGUCGUCUUCAACAAGAGUGCAAUGAACUGUCUGCGACGGACAUCGCAAUUGGUUGGAAUUAUUAUCGCACAGUUACAGAUUCCUGUAGUGUGAUUGAUUUAGCGGCACACUGUCUAGAACUGUACUCGGAUGCCUGUCACAGAUCGUCCGGAGUCUACACGAUACGGUCCCACGACGGCGAGGCUCGCCAGGUUUAUUGUGAUAUGGAGACAGAAGGGGGAGGCUGGACAGUAAUAUUGAAACGUGAAGACGGAUCUGUAAAUUUCUCCAGAAACUGGGACGAUUAUAAGUACGGGUUUGGGAACGCCUCCACAGAGUAUUGGAUUGGUAACGAGAUGAUGCACAACUUGUCCGCGUCACGCUUAUACGUCAUGAUAACGCAUAUCAAUGGAUCUGUCUUCUACCAGACAUAUGGUCACUUUUAUGUGGCCAGCGAAGCAACUGGAUAUAAAUUGUACUUUGGGGAACAGUCGGGAACUAUGGGCAAUGCAUUCAUGUACGGAUCCUCUGCUACUCAGCUCCACUCAAAGGAAUUCAGCACGGUAGAUAGGGACCAGGAUAGAAAUGCCGACAUUAAUUGUGCCGCAUUGUCGGGUGGGGCGGGGUGGUGGUACAAUAGUUGUCACAGGGCCCUCCUGACCGGUCCCUACGGCACCACCGAGUGGACCCACCCCUGGAGUCCCGUGUUUGAGGACGGCACGCAAGUCAAAGCUGUGAGGAUGAUGAUGAAGCGAAAAUAAACAUAUACAUAUAUACGCAGCUGAAUUAUAGUCCAA
Saccostrea cuccullata (small rock oyster) is the source of this 931-nucleotide messenger RNA. RefSeq names its product ficolin-1-like. The record is from RefSeq and is a predicted model, not a curated record. NCBI's taxonomy places the organism in Eukaryota, Metazoa, Mollusca, Bivalvia, Ostreida, Ostreidae. Bases 359 to 895 code for a protein of 178 amino acids. The transcript is spliced from 5 exons.